UGCAUGCCAUCAUUGAUCACUUCGUUCCUCAGUUUUCACACCUAUACUCUUGCUUUCUUGCGCCCAAGAAUUGGCAUAUUGUGAGACACAGAGAUGAAGGAAGAUUCGAAAAAGCAUUUGGAGAAAAGCUAUUUCGAUGUGCUGGGUUUAUGCUGUUCAUCGGAGGUGUCACUGAUUGAGAAGAUUCUUACACCUCUUGAAGGCGUUCACAAUGUCUCUGUCAUCGUUCCUUCGAGAACUGUCAUCGUGGUUCAUGACGCCACACUCAUUUCUCAGUUUCAAAUCGUUAAGGCGCUAAACAAAGCACGAUUAGAAGCAAAUGUGAGGAUGAAAGGAGUUCAAAAUUAUGGAAAUAAGUGGCCAAGCCCAUACGCCGUCGGAUGUGGUGUGCUGCUUUUGCUUUCAUUUUUGAAAUAUCUUUAUUCUCCAUUUAAAUGGUUAGCACUUGGAGCUGUCGCUGUGGGAAUUAUACCCUUAACUUUGAAAGCCUUUGCAUCUCUACGAAUUUUCAGAUUCGACAUCAAUCUUCUCAUGCUCAUUGCAGUUGGAGGAUCAAUUGCCUUAAAGGAUUAUUGGGAAGCUGGCACAAUUGUGUUUUUAUUGAUCAUAUCUGAAUGGCUGGAGGCAAGAGCAAGUCACAAGGCCACUGCUGUGAUGUCAUCAUUGAUGAGCAUAGCUCCUCAAAAGGCAGUAUUAGCCGACACUGGUGAAGAAGUCAACACUAGCGAAGUCAAAGUCAACACAAGGCUUGCGGUCAAAGCCGGGACCAUGAUCCCCAUUGAUGGAAUAGUUGUGGAAGGGAAAUGUGAAGUCGAUGAGAAAACACUAACUGGUGAAUCAUUUCCGGUGUAUAAACAAGUAGAUUCCAUCGUUUUUGCAGGGACACUCAAUCUAAAUGGUUAUAUUAGUGUUAAGACUACAGCUGUAGCCGAAGCUUGUGUAGUGGCAAGAAUGGCAAGGCUUGUUGAAGAGGCUCAAAACAACAAAUCUAAAACUCAAAGAUAUGUAGACGAAUUUGCCAAGUAUUACACCCCAGCUGUUGUUGUGGUAGCCGCCAGCUUGGCUGCUAUACCAGCUGCUAUGCGAGUUCACGACCUGGAAAAAUGGUAUCAUUUGGCAUUGGUUGUUUUGGUAAGUGCAUGUCCAUGUGCGCUUAUCUUAUCAACUCCAAUUGCAGCAUUUUGUGCGUUGUCAAAAGCUGCUACAUCUGGACUUCUUAUUAAAGGUGCCGAAUACCUCGAAAUACUUUCUACAGUCAAAUUUAUUUGCUUUGAUAAAACUGGGACAAUCACUAGAGGAGAGUUCUCGGUCUCAGACUUCCGUCCACUCAUCGACACUGACAAAUUGCUCUAUUGGGUUUCGAGCAUAGAGAGCAAGUCUAGUCAUCCAAUGGCUGCAUCACUUGUGGAUUAUGCGCAGUCUCAUUCUGUCGAACCACAACCAGACAAUGUGGAGGAAUUCAAAGAUUUUCCAGGAGAAGGAAUUUACGGGAAGAUUGAUGGGAAAGAUGUUUACAUCGGAAACCAAAAGAUAGGUGUUCGAGCGGGGUGUUCACAAGUUCCCACUCAAAUUAAUAACCAAGGAAAGUCGACUGGAUAUGUAUUUUUGGGAUCUUCACUUGCUGGGAUAUUUAGCCUCUCAGAUUCAUGUCGGAUUGGAGUAAAGGAAGCGAUUAAAGAACUCAAAUCAAUGGGAAUCAAGACAACAAUGCUUACGGGAGAUUGUGAAGAAGCAGCCAAUUUCGCACAAAACCAGUUAGGGGGUGCUUUAGACAUGGUCCAUGCAGGGCUUCUGCCCCAAGACAAAGCCACACUCAUUAAAGAAAUGCAAAGGGAAUCUCCGGUAGCUAUGGUUGGAGACGGGAUGAAUGAUGCUCCUGCUUUAGCAACAGCAGACAUUGGGAUCUCAAUGGGGGUUUCAGGAUCUGCGUUGGCAAACGAUACUGGACAUAUGAUUAUGAUGUCAAAUGAUAUCAGAAAAAUCCCGGUAGCUGUGAGGCUUGCAAAAAGAACCCGUAGAAAGAUAUUUGAAAACAUAUUUAUUGCUAUGGUUAUCAAGGCUGUUGUAAUAGCUUUAGCUAUUGCAGGUCACCCGUUGGUUUGGGCCGCGGUUCUUGCUGACAUGGGGACCUGCUUGGUAGUCAUAUUUAAUAGCAUGCUUCUGCUACGAGGUGUAACGUCGAGAACCAUGAAAAAGAAUUCUAGUUGUUUACGCAAUGAUUCACAAUGCUUAUCCAAUUAUAAGGUUAAAGACAAGUGUUGUGAAGCAGAUGAUUGUGGUUUAGAGGUUAAAAAAAAUUGUUGUGAUGUGGGGGGUUGCAAUUUAGUUGUUAAAGACGGUUGUUGUGACGUGGAUAGUUCUGGUUUAAAGGUUGGACGUAAUUGUUGCAAUAUAGGUGGUUGUGAUUCACAAGUUAAAGAAAGGGUUUGUGAUGUAGGUGGGGGUGGUUUUGGUUUAGAGGUUAAAGACAAGUGUUGUGAUGUAAGUGGUAGUUUUUCGAAGAUUAGAGAAAGGCUUUGCAAUGUGGGUAGUUAUUCUUUAGAGGUAAAAGACAAUUCUUGUGAUGUAGGUGAUCAUCGCUUAGAAGUUAAAGAAAAGUGUUGUGAUGUGGAUGGUUGUUGCACAAAGGUUAAAAGCAGUUCUGAUAUGGGUGGUUAUGGUUUAGAAGUUAAAGAGAAGUCUUAUGAUGUGGGUGCUUAUUGUUUAGAGGUUAAAGACAUGUGCUACAAGAUGGGUGAGUGUGGUUCCGAAACUAAGGACAAGUGUUGUGAUAUAGGUGACUGUGGAUCAGCGGCUAAUAAAAAGGGUUGUGAUGUGGGCGAUUGUUGCUCAAAGGCUAAAUACCAUUUUUCUGAUGUCGGUGGCAGUGGUUUAGAAGUUAAAAAGAGGUGUGGUGAUGUAGGUGCUUAUUAUAUAGAGGUUAAGGACAAUUGUUAUGACAUGGGUGGUUGUGGUUCAAAAGUUAAAGACACAUGUUGUGAUGUGGGUAGUUAUGGUUCGAAGCCUAAGGCAACGAUUUGUGAUGUAGGUGGUUGUUGUUCACAGAUUAAAGACAAGUGUUUUGAUGUAGGUGGUUAUGGUUUAGAAGUAAAAGAUAAGUGUCAUGAUAUGGAUGAUUAUUGUUUAGAGAUUAAAGAAAAUUGUUGUGAUGGGGGUGAUUGUCAAUUAGAAGUUAAAGACGAGUGUUGGGAUGUUGAUGGUAAUGGAUCAAAGGCUAAAGAAAAAGGUUGCGAUGUGGGUGGUUAUUGUUUAGAGACUAAAGACAAGUGUUCGGAUAUGGGUUGUUGUAGAUCAAAAACUAAAGGCAAGUUUCAUGAUGUGGGCGAUGAUUAUUUGGAGGUUAAAGACAAUUGUUGCAAAAUGGGUAAUUGUUGUUUAGAAGUUAAAGACAAGUCUUACAAUGUGGAUGGUUUUGGUUCAAAGGAUAAUGAAAAGUGUUGUGAUAUGGGUGUUGGUUAUUUGGUCUCAAAGGUUAAAGAUAAUUGUGGUGAUAUGGGUGGUGGUUGUGGUUCAAAGGUUAAAGACAAGUGUUGUGAUUUGAGUGGUAACUAUUCAAAGGUUAGAGAAAAUCAUUGCAAUAUGGGAAGUUACUCUUUAGAGGUAAAAGACAAUGUUUGUGAUGUGGGUAGUCAUGGUUUAGAAGUUAAAGACAAGUGUUGUAAUGUGGAUGAUUGUUGCUUAGUGGUUAAAGACAAUUGUUGUGAGAUGGGUGGUUGUGGUUUAGAAGCUAAAGAGAAGUGUCAUGAUGUUGGUGCUUAUGAUUUAGAGGUUAAAAACAAUUUCUACGGUAUAGUUAUUGGUGGUUCAGAAGUUAAAGACAAGUGUUGUGAUGUGGGUGGUUGUAGUUCAAAGCCUAAUAGAAAAAGGUUGUGAUGUGGGAGGUUCUUACUUAGAGGCUAAAGAUAAUUGUUAUGAUGUGGGUGGUUGUGGUUUAGAAGUUAAAAAAAGUGUCGUGAUGUGGGUUCUUAUUAUUUAGAAGGUAAAGACAAUAGUUACAAUAUAGGUGGUUGUGUUUAAAAAGUUAAAGAAAUGUUUUGUGAUGUGGAUAGUUUUGGUUCGGAGACUAAGGAGAAACUUAAUGAUGUGGGUGGAUGUUGUUCACAUUCUAAAGAAAUUUGUUGUGAUGUGGGUGAUUGUUAUUUAGAGGUUGAAAACAAGUAUUGGGAUGUGGAAGGUUGUGCUUCAUAGGCUAAAGACAAAGGUUAUAUUGUGGGUGGUUAUUAUUUAGAUACUAAAUACAAGUGUUUUGAUGUGGGUCGAAAGUUAGAGGCGAGUGUCAUGAUGUGGGUGAUUAUCAUUUAAAGGUUAAAGAUAAUUGUUGCAAAGAAAGACGGGGUGGUUUAGAAGUUAAAUACGAUUGUUGUGAUGCAGAUGGUUUUGGUUCAAUGGCUAAUGACAUGUAUUGUGAUACGGGUGGUGGUUAUUUUGAUUCAGAUUCAACUGUUGUGAUAUGGGUGGUGGUUGUUGUUCAACGGUUAAAGACAAGAAUUGUGGCGUAGGUAGUUGAGGUUAAGACUUUAGAGAUUCAAGAGGUAAAGCUUGUGCAACAACCACAUAAAUAAAAGAAAUUGGUACAAGAAACUAAAUGUUGUAAGGGAAGAAAGGAUUUGGAAUCUCAGAGUUGCAGCAAUCAGGUUAACGAGGAAUAAGAAUGCAACACUGAAUAUUCGUGGAUCACAUACGGUGAUUUGAGAAAAUGGUAAGAAAUUGUUCAAGAGGCAUGGCUUGAAAAAAAGGGAAUAUUGUUAUUAGGUGUUCCAAGAACCUUACAUAUAAUUGUUUCGGUACCAACUGUUUGGACGCCUAUCAAAGAUUAUGACCGAGUAAACAUUUUCCAAGAUAUCCUACUUAUAUAUAAAUCAUGAUGUAAUCUUUUUUGUAUUUGUAUUCAAAUAAUGUACUCCUUGGUUUUCUCUCCAAAAAAAAAAAACAGUUAAGGAUAUAAAGGGGAGACUACAACAUAUAUAAAUACAUACACAACAGUGU
Lactuca sativa (garden lettuce) is the source of this 4986-nucleotide messenger RNA. Its product is annotated as cadmium/zinc-transporting ATPase HMA3. Gene Ontology annotation, cellular component: membrane. Gene Ontology annotation, molecular function: ATP binding; ATP hydrolysis activity; ATPase-coupled monoatomic cation transmembrane transporter activity. NCBI's taxonomy places the organism in Eukaryota, Viridiplantae, Streptophyta, Magnoliopsida, Asterales, Asteraceae. Gene Ontology annotation, biological process: monoatomic cation transport; transmembrane transport. The record is from RefSeq and is a predicted model, not a curated record.